This is a messenger RNA of Aspergillus nomiae NRRL 13137, 2283 nucleotides long. RefSeq names its product HET domain-containing protein. The coding region runs from base 1 to 2283 and encodes 760 amino acids. The transcript has 2 exons. The record is from RefSeq and is a predicted model, not a curated record. Lineage: Eukaryota; Fungi; Ascomycota; Eurotiomycetes; Eurotiales; Aspergillaceae.
AUGUCUUCGAUAGCUGCGCCCUCGAUAUCCUCGAGAUCCUUCGUGCUAUCAGUAACCGAUGAUGAUAGACUGAGCACGAGCUCUGACAUACAUAGUCACAGUUCGCCCACCAAUGACUUGUGCUUUAUAUGUCGUCACAUCGAUUUCGAAUACGUUGGCUUCCACGAUUCUGCUGAAUAUGCUAGUAACAAUUACUUCUUCCAAAGGGAAUUCCCUACUUUGCUGAGUAGCUCGAAGAACUGUGUUUUCUGCAGGAGGCUCGUCGGUAUCAUCACGGAUUGGUUUGCAACGAAUCCAGGGGAUCGGACAAAUGACCUUGACAUCUCCAGGACCCACGUAGUGGUGUCUCUGGAAACGGAUUGGCAUGCUGUGAGUCCAGCGGAAGAUGGCCUUGCCGAUAAGAAGGCACAUUCAGAUCGGAUCAGGGUCAGCUGCUCUAUUCCACGGCUUGGUAUUGACAAUGAACCCGCGCAAUCGCAACACUUGACCUUCUUUCUGCAGAGAUAUGAAGGAUCAUCUGAUGAUGCAAGUCAGAAUUUCCAUCCGGAAGGCGCUAUCUCUCUCAAAUCACAGCCAUACUCCGGACGUCAAAGGCCCAUCGUAGCGGAUAUGGCGCUCUUCAAGCGAUGGAAAGAGACGUGUCAGGAGAUACACGGGGCAAAAUGCUCUCAAAUCUUCAAAGGGACCCCGAAUAUUCGACCACGGGUCAUCGAUGUUGAGCGCAGGUGCUUGACCUUCGCCGAGGAGAAUGAUAAGUGGGUCUGUUUAAGCUACGUCUGGGGAAAGGCGAAGACGCUGCGUCUCCUGAAGGAGAAUAUCCAGACCUUCUCACAGCCAGGCGCUCUUUCACCAGACAUUCUUCCUAAUAUUACCGAGGAUGCUUUGCAGGUUACCAAGGGACUCGGGGAGCGGUAUCUCUGGGUCGACAGUCUUUGCAUAGUACAGGACGACGACCAAGACAAGGCCAAAUUCAUCUCACGAAUGGAUUCAAUCUACACGUUAGCGACAGUCGUUAUCAUCUCCUCGACCUGCACUGAUGCCAACACGCCCCUUCCCGGAGUCAAACCUGGCUCGCGACGUCAGGAACCAGAGCCCUUUAGAAUUCGAGACGUCGCCUUGGUGCAAUCCCUCGACCCCUCGCUCGGCGUCAAGGUCGAUCUUCGCACAAGCCGUGCCGCGGGAUAUCUGGGGGAGACAGUCUGGGACACGCGAGCCUGGACUUUACAAGAGAGGUUCCUGGCUUCUCGGUCCCUUGUUUUCACAGCCGAGCAAGUCUUCUGGGAGUGUGAAGAGGCCUUCUGGUGCGAGGACAGCUUUCGGGAAAUCCCAAACAUCUCUCCAGACCCGCACCGCACAAGCCUCUGUGCAGGCGAGCUGAACCUCUCGUGGAACUCUGACAUUGUUACCUUUGACCAUUUCUACCGGGUCCUCCUGGAAGAUUACUCCGGUCGGGCAUUAUCAUUCGACAGCGAUGGAUUGAACGCGUUCCUUGGCAUCAUCGGCGCUUUGGAACGGUCCAUCGGCGAGACCUUCUUCUGGGGUAUGCCGACCGCGUUUCUCGAAUCGGCCCUUGCAUGGGGCCAUCGGAGCCAUGCAUUAAGAAGGAGACGAGGCGUCCAGACUCUGUCCCAGCACGAGAGCCAGUUUCCCAGCUGGUCGUGGGUUGGUUGGACCAGCGAUGGCCAGACUAAACUGGCUAAUCAAAACCUGACCAUGGAGGCUCUGGGGCUGCGGUUCUAUCGUGUCUCCGAUGAUGGAAAAGCAACGAUGGAAAUGAGGCAGAAUGCAAAGUUCAACAGCGAGGUCGAUCUGCUUGUUGAAGGCUCUGCACUCCCAGAUCGCUCGUCUAGACCCCACGAUGUCUCGAUGAAAGACCUCCCUGCCGAUGUAUCGGUAAGCCUCUCAUCACUUCUUUGCUUCUGGACCGCAUCUGCUCGUCUCACCGUGACAAGCCGCCAUUCACCCGAUGAGGCAAUGCCCGCAGACCCCGGUUCCUCGACCUGGGAAGUCACCCUGUCUCAAGGGUCCGACAGCCUCAUCCAGGUAUCCUGGUCCCACAUCGCACCAUCGCUAAAGCCAGGCGAUACUGUCGAGCUUGUUGCCGUCGCCCAGAACAGGGGCAGCUGGGAUGCUGGCCACAUUGACAACGGAGCUAUCGGCGUCAUGCUCAUCUCUUGGGAUUCAAAGGGUGUCAUAGCCACCCGGGAGGGGUUUGCAUGGGUUGCAAUUCGGGACUGGACUUCUUUAAGGGACCGGGAGUGGAGGCUGAUUGUGUUAGCGUAG